Lotus japonicus is the source of this 1179-nucleotide messenger RNA. Its product is annotated as protein S40-5-like. The transcript has a single exon. Bases 140 to 763 code for a protein of 207 amino acids. Lineage: Eukaryota; Viridiplantae; Streptophyta; Magnoliopsida; Fabales; Fabaceae. The record is from RefSeq and is a predicted model, not a curated record.
CACACUCUCAUGUCUCAACCAAAAACUAACAGCAAUAGCAAUGGACUCAUAAUAGUAGUAGUUGUAGUAGUAUACACCCCAUUUACAUCUUCACAAUCAACUCUCCGAGCGGUGGCGCAACCCGAUUCCGCCGCCGCAGAUGGCGAAAGGUCGCAAGUUGACUACAAGCCGGAGCGAGCGCUUCUUGGGAGCCUACGCCAACAAUCACACCCAAGCCCCCAGCGACUCAUCCGAGCUCCGGGAAGAGGAUAUCUGGUCCACCGGCGAUGAUGCCGGCGGCGAUGUCUCCGUUUGGGAGCCAGACGAUGUCGCCGAUGAGAGCUCCGGCGGCUCCGCCUACCGGCGCCGGAUUCACCGGGAUGUGAACAAGAGCAACCACCACCAAUUCGGUGGCCUGUCGCUGGCGUUCGAGGACCCGCCGGCUGGUGGUCCGGUGACGGCGUCGGCGAGGAUCGUGCACCAGCUCCGCGCGCAUGAUGGUCUGGCCUCGACUCCGAGAGGACGCCACGUGGCGUCCUCCGCGCCGAUGAACGUGCCGGACUGGAGCAAGAUACUCCGGGUUGACUCGGUCGAGUCGCUGCACGGUGUGGACGACGAUCUCGAUGAGAGCGAGUUGGAGGUUGUUCCGCCGCAUGAGUACUUGGCGCGCAGCCGUAAGAAGGCGGCGGAUUCGGUUUUCGUGGGAGUGGGCCGGACGUUGAAGGGCCGGGACUUGAGCCGGGUUCGUGACGCCGUUUGGAGCCAGACCGGGUUCAACGGUUGAUGGCCCGGUUCAGGUGGGUAAGUUAAGUGAGUGGUUCUUUCUUCCUUCCACCCUGUUUGUAAUCUGAGUUGAUUGUUAAGUAUGAUUAUUGUUGUUAAUUAAUCAGAUUCAACUUAGUGGUUUGUUAAAGUAAUUAAAUUACUACUACUUGUUUAAUUUGAAUGGGUGGGGCGAUGACUCGGUUGGGUGGACUCAGCUGAAGGGAGUUCAACUCAGUGGCCAGUGAGCCUAAGCAGUAAUUAGCAUGUAAUUGGUAAAUUUAUAUUUCUGAGGAUAAGGGUUUUGAUUUUGGAUAUUACUAUGUCUUUCAAGUUUCAACCUCUGUUUGUUCAAGGGAGAAUUAGCUAUUGUUAAUUGUCAAGGACAAGCAAAUUGUAAAUAUAAGUUGUUAAUUAGUUCACAAUCACUUUUUCUUC